AACAAAGAGACUCCUUCAGGAGUUGUCACUCAAAGGAUCCGCGGAUCGCCAUGCCAUGGGCGCGGAGCGAGGAGGAGCGGCGGCAGCUGCUGGGGGCGUUAAGUUCCAAGGUGACGGAGUCGCUGCGAGGUGGUUCCAAGAAGAAGAAGGAGGAGGCGCCGAGCAUCGCCGUGGACCGGAAGUUGGCGCUGCUGAAGCUCCGGGACCUGGCGGCGAGUCGCGUGGGCAACGUGCGGGAGGCGCUAUGGCAGGACGAGCAGGUUCGAGAGAGCCUCGUGUCCUCCUUGAAAGCGUCUGAGCCCGAGCUGGCGCGAGUGCUGUCCCUGGCGGUGCUGGUGCACCUUUGUACCUGCGCUGUCAACUGCGAGCUCUUGCUGCGGGAUGAAAAGGUGCGUCUCAGCCUUCUGGAGCUCCAAGCGGAAGACGUGGCGGUAGAGGUGCAGGAGAAAGGGCUGCUGCUGCUUGUGACUUUAACGCUGCCGGCUUUCGGCGAUUGCCAGGAGGACUGCGAGGACCUGCGGGACAUGCUGGGCCGCGUGCUGCGCAGCAAGCGCGCCGCCAACGAGCGGCUGCUGGUGCUGCGGGCGCUCUGGAGCGCGGCGGCGGUGGUGGAGAGCCCGGAGCUGUUCUUUGGCAACAAGCGGCUUUGGGCCGCGCUGCUCGCGGGCAUCAAGCAGGAGGAGGAUGUGGACAUCCGUGAGGCGAACCUGGGAGUGCUCAGCGCUCUGGCGCCUCAACAAGCCGUGGCCCACUUCCUUUGGGACGGUGCCGUUUGCGAGCAGCUCUUCCUGAACACGCGCCGUUUCCAGCCCUCACGGGUCCGCAGACGGGCCCUCACCGUGCUCGCAGGUGUUGCACGCGACUCGGCGGUGAGGUGCUCGCUUUGGGCAUAUGACCAAGCGCUGGCGAAUGCGACAGAGGAGAACUUCCAGUCGUUUGAGCGGCCGGAAAAGGGGCGCUCGCGGAUGGGCAGCGAGUUAAGCGUGGAAUCGGAGGUGACGAUGACCACCAUGAAGGACAGCAUCAUGGAAGCCGCGUCUAGAACCGAGCUACCUAGCGUGCGGUGGCCGGCGCUACGGGUUCUUCUGGAGCUGACUUGGGAGGAGGAGUUGAUGAUGCGCCUGAUCGAGAGCAACAUUGCAGAAAUCUUGUUCGAUGCCCUGCACGACGAGCGCUUGGCCGUGAAAGAGCGGAAGCUCUGCAAGCACGGCCGGAACCGGCUCCUGAAUUGGAACGAGGCACGCCUGGCAGAGGAGCUCCGGCUGGAGCGGGAGAAGGAGGAGGGCGAGAGGCAAAGCAUGCUGCGAGAGGAGGAGCGCCAGGUGCUUCUUCGAGAGCUUCCUGCAAUGAUAAAGGCGGAUCAAGCCAGUGCCGACUUCGAGGACUGGUUCAAGCGGCACAAGGAAACGCUGGCGAUGCAAAAGGAGGAUGAGUCAUCUCGCAGAUUCAACGAGCACCUUUUGUUCCUCUUGGACAUGAACAGGAAGUCCAUGACUAGAGAAGAUGAGCUCGCGCGUCAGGUUCGCGAGCAGGAGCUCGCGGCGGCGUUGGCGGGGAAGAUCCGAGCCGCCAAGGAGCAAGCGGCGGAGGCGGCGGCGCAGGCGGCCCUGGCCAUGGCCAAGGUGGGCGGAGAUGCGAUCCUGCAGUCCCGGGACGCGGCAGUUGCGGCAGCACAGGCGGCGGCCAAGUGCGGAAUGCCACCCCGGCUGCAGGCGGAGAUCUCCGCGGCGGAGGCGGUGGCGGUGGGGCGCCGGGCCAAGGUGCCGCUGACGCAGAAGGAGCAGCUGGAGGAGGCCAGCAAGGCGGCGCUGUCUGUGGCCGAGCACUGCGGCAUGACCGCCUCGGGCAAAGUCGCGGUGGCCGCGGCCGCCGCGGCUUCCGCCGCCGCGGAGAGCGCCACGGCGGAGGAGCGGAGCGGCAUCGCGCGGGCCCAGGCGCUGGAGGUGGCGAAGACGCUGGGCAUGUCGGAGGAGCAGAUGGAAGCGGCAGGCGCUGCGGCCGCUGCCGCCGCCAAUGUCGCCGGCGCCACUCCCAGAAACAGCGGGUAUCCGGAUGCUCAAUAGCCACGCGUUCUUUGGCCAGCUUUUCCAUGGGUCCUGAGCUGCCCUUUAGGGAUGUGCAGAGGGGACAUAUGGGUGUGUCGUUUUUUAGUGGACCCCCCA
Effrenium voratum is the source of this 2162-nucleotide messenger RNA. Lineage: Eukaryota; Dinophyceae; Suessiales; Symbiodiniaceae. The record is from the annotation of a GenBank genome assembly.